Molecule: messenger RNA, 1479 nt
Organism: Manis pentadactyla (Chinese pangolin)
Lineage: Eukaryota; Metazoa; Chordata; Mammalia; Pholidota; Manidae
Gene: ABHD1
Product: abhydrolase domain containing 1
Biological process (GO): medium-chain fatty acid catabolic process; medium-chain fatty acid biosynthetic process
Molecular function (GO): monoacylglycerol lipase activity; acetylesterase activity
Source: RefSeq, a predicted model, not a curated record
AUGACCCUCACUCACCAAGAUGGCGGCUGUGGGGAGGUCCCUAGUCCUGCACCGCUAGUGACCGCGAGGAGGAAGCAGGAGGCACAGAGACGCGAGAUCCGGACCUUGCGCCGGGAGACACUUGCAAGUCACUCGGGUUACCUCCGCGCAGGGAGCAGGGUGCAGGGCGCCCACCCCUGCGACGUCCUGGCACCGUCCCUCGCCAAGCCAGCCGCGCGCACCGGUGGUGGGCGGGGCCCGGGCCCCCCAACCGCCGGGCAGUGGAGCACCAUUCAGGCGCCUCAGAAUGGCAUCCGGACAGAGACCUCUCUGCUUUUGGGUCUUGGCGCUGCCCUCUACCUGGGCUACUACUGGGCACGUGUGCCCCAGAGGUGUCAAGUGGUGACUGGGUCCUGGUGUCUGGCCUUCCUCGAGCCAGUCACUGUGGAGACUUUCUACCCUACAUUAUGGUGUUUCAAGGGGCAGCUACAAAGCAUCUUCUAGAUCUUACUGCAGUCUCGGCCUCUAGUCCCUUACCACAGUGAAGUCCUCCAAACACCAGAUGGAGGACAGCUCCUGCUAGACUGGGCUGGUCAGUGUGACAGCAGUCAAUACCCUGACCCAGCCACCCAGCCCAUUAUAUUACUGCUUCCGGGUAUCACAGGCAGUAGCUGGGAGACAUGUAUCUUGCACCUGGUUAACCAAGCUUUAAGGGAUGAUUACAGCGCUGUCGUAUUUAAUAACUGGGGCUGCUGUGGGGAAGAGCUGUGGUGAACCCACAGGGCCUUUUGUGCCAGCACUACCAAAGAUCUGGAGACAGCCAUGAGCCACAUGCAGUGCCAGUGCUCCCAAGCUCCUCUGCUAGCCUUUUGGAGGGUAAAGGCUGCCUGGAUAUCAGAGCUGAACUACCUGGCAUGUAUGGGGCAGGCUGCAGGGGGGUAGCAGCACUGACUCUGGGCAUGCUGGGAUUCCUUUGAGACCACCUGCUCCCUGGAGACCCCACUUAACUCACUGCUCUUCAGUCAGUACCUCACUGUUGGGCUCUGCCAAGUUGUGGACCAAAAUAGCAAGGUGAUGCUAAAGGUGGUAAAUGUAGACUAUGCACAGGUAUAGCCCACAGUUCACCAGUUUGGUGAGUGCUACACAACUGGGGCCUUUGGGUAUCAAGAUUGUGUUGCCUACUACCAAGCAGCAAGCCCAAGAACCAAGGUAGAUGCCAUCCAGAUCCCUGUGCUCUGCCUCAGUGCAGCUGACGACCCCUUCUCCCCAGUCAGUGCCCUGCCCCUACAGGCUGCCCAAUGCUCUCCCCACGUUGCCCUGCUUGUCACAGCCCUGGGGGGACACACUGGCUUCCUGGAAGGGCUGUUCCCCUGGCAGCAUAGCUACACAAGCUGCCUCUCCCAUCACUAUGCCAAAGCCAUGCUCCCCCACCCAGCCCAGCUGCUUAGCCUCGGGGCUCCCUCACCUUCUGGAGGAGAAAUGAGCUGACAGGAGCACCUC